AUGCCAACUGAACUAGACAAUCAUAUCUCCAAAAUAAAUGAAUACAAAAAAUCCGUCUGCUCCACAUAUGAAAAAGUGCAGGAGUAUAACUCUGGACCUGGUGAGAAUGUACUGCUGGAUGACCGCUACACUGAGCUGCUGAUCGUUGAGACACACAGAAAGCAGAGAGAAAGAGAGGAGGAGAUCCGUCUUAGAGGAGAACAUCACCAGCAGGUCUUAAAAACCAGGGCCAGUGAAGCGUACAGCAGAAUCUCUGUUGACCAGUUGUUCAAACCCGAUGACCGUGGAGAUGUUCCAAAGGCAGUCAUUCUCCAGGGCCACUCUGGACAUGGCAAAUCCUUCACUGCUCAGAAGAUCAUGUAUGACUGGGCCUCAGGAAAAGUAUUCAACCUGUUCGACCUUGUUCUUCACCUUAAAUGCAAAGAGUUUAAUGAAAUCUCAGAGGCGCACAGUCUGGUGGAUCUCCUGAGCUACUCUCCAAGCUUCACCAGUGCGACAGUAGAGGUGCUGAAGGACUCAAAAAUGAAUGUGCUCUUCCUCAUUGAUGGCUUUGAUGAGCUCAAGUUCUCAUUUGAGAAAACUAGCACAGUGCCACCUAAAGACCCUUUCAGAGAAGCUCCUGUUGAGGCCACUCUGAGUGCUCUGCUGAAGGGGCUUGUCCUGCCUAAGUGCUUCCUGCUGGUCACCACCAGGUCCACUGCUUCAGACAAACUGAGCGAUCUGCUCAGUGUUUCUCAGCGUUUCACUGACAUCCUAGGCUUCACUGAGGAGGGGGUGAAGGAGUACUUCCAGAGAUUUUUCAAAGAAGAGCUGCUAGCAAAGAAGAAAGCAUUCGACUGUGUGAGUAUCAAAGAAGAACUGCUAGCAAAGAAAGCAUUUCACUGUGUGAGGAUCAAUGAGACUUUGUACACUGCCUGCUUCAUCCCCGUCAUAUGCUGGAUCACCUGCACAGUUUUCAGGGAGCAAGAAAAAGAAGGAAUGGACAUCACUAAGGAAUUAGAAACAUCCACCGCUAUAUUUGUGCACUUUGUGUCCAUUCUGCUGGAGCAUCACUGCCAGGGUUUGAGUCAGCCUGAAACACUGCUGAGGAGCCUGGGCCAGCUGGCAGAGAGAGGGUUACAGGAACAUCAAGUCCUGUUUGAUGAGAUGAGUUUGUCUGAGGCUUUCCCUGAUCCAUCACAAGCAACCAAAUACAAUCCUUUCCUCUGCAAAUUCUUGCUAAAGAGGAAAGUUAAACAGGAAAGAAUGUACAGUUUCAUGCAUCUGAGCUUCCAGGAGUUCUUCACUGCUCUCCAGUACCUGAUGUUGGAGAAUGAGGAAGAGGCACUUGACAAACUACAGGUGUUGUUAGAAAACUCUGAGGGUUUUAAACCUGUUGUUCAAUUCCUUUUUGGGCUUUCAAACAGAAGCAUUGUCACACACCUGAUAAAGCAGUCCAGACCAUCCAUUAAAGCUCAUCUGCAGAAGUGGCUUCUAAGCAUUUUGCAAAAUCACAGAAUGCAUAAAGAGGAUAUGCUGCAUAUACUUCAUUGUCUCUAUGAGCUCCAUGAGGAGGAGUUUGUAAUGGAAGCCAUGGGAGUCUGGGGUGAGAUCAAGUUGAACUACAUUCCCCUGACGAGGACAGACUGCUGGGUGCUGCUGUACUGCCUGCAGUGUUGCCCGACCAUCAGAAGCCUGGAGCUCACGGAGUGCAACAUAACAGUAGAGAAGCUGAGGAUGCUGCAGCCUGCACUGAGCAGGUGUGAGAAGCUGGGGUUAACUGUGGAGAGGCUGUCAGAUGCUGAAGUUGGUGUCCUGAUCUCAGCUCUGGGGGAGGGGAGGAACCUGUCUGAAUUAAGACAAAAGUCUGUGGGUAACGUCUGUCUGUCUGUGCCGACCAUCACUGGCACCACCAUGGCCCUGUGCUUGGACUUCAUUCAGAACACAGAGACGUGCCGUCAGCUGAGGAGGAGAUGCACUAAACCCGGUGGGAAGUGUGGUGAGGAAGAUGCCAAACUGCCCUGCAACCAGCGUGUGAAGAUCCAAAUGAAGGGGCCAGAUGUCACUGUGGAGUUGGUGGUGAGAUGCCUGACUGAGAGCUUGGCCAGCAGUAUCCUCAACCUCAUCCACACGUACCCCACUGUGAAGGAAGUAAGGAGGAGAUGCACUAAACCCAGUGGUAAGUGUAGUGAGGAAGAUGCCGAACUGCCCUGCAACCAGUGUGUGAAGAUCCAAAUGAGGGGGCAACAUGUCACUGUGGAGUUGGUGGUGAGAAGCCUGACUGAGAGCUUGGCCAGUAUCCUCAACCUCAUCCACACGUACCCCGCUGUGAAGGAAGUAAGUACCGCACGCAGCCAGGAGAUGGCGCUAACCCUUACCAUUACCCUGAGGACAUCCGGUGGGCAGAGUCCCUGA
This is a messenger RNA of Clupea harengus (Atlantic herring), 2394 nucleotides long. RefSeq names its product NACHT, LRR and PYD domains-containing protein 1 homolog. NCBI's taxonomy places the organism in Eukaryota, Metazoa, Chordata, Actinopteri, Clupeiformes, Clupeidae. The transcript is spliced from 7 exons. Bases 1 to 2394 code for a protein of 797 amino acids. The record is from RefSeq and is a predicted model, not a curated record.